Molecule: messenger RNA, 1302 nt
Organism: Chrysochloris asiatica (Cape golden mole)
Lineage: Eukaryota; Metazoa; Chordata; Mammalia; Afrosoricida; Chrysochloridae
Gene: MYOC
Product: myocilin, trabecular meshwork inducible glucocorticoid response
Exons: 4
Coding region: 1-1302 (433 amino acids)
Biological process (GO): signal transduction; osteoblast differentiation
Cellular component (GO): Golgi apparatus
Source: RefSeq, a predicted model, not a curated record
AUGCCAGCUGUCCAGCUGCUGCUCCUGGCCUGUUUGGCAUGGGGUUUGGGGGCCAGGAUAGCCCAGCUCCAGAAGACCAAUGACCAGAGUGGCCGAUGCCAGUACACCUUCAGCGUGGCCAGUCCCCAUGAGUCCAGCUGCUUUGAGCAAGGCCUGGCCAUGUCGGCCAUCCAGGACCUCCAGAGAGACAGGGAACUGGAGACAGUCUAUAGCAACCUCCUCCGUGACAAGUCUGCUCUGGAGGAAGAGAAGAGACAACUGGGACAGGAGAAUGAGGACCUGGCCAGGAGGCUGGAAAGCAGCAGCCAAGAGGUGGCAAGGCUGAGAAGGAGCCAGUGUCCCAAGACCCUAGACACCUCUCAGGACCCACCACAAGACUCCAGAGAUGUUUCUAAAUGGAAUUUGGAGAAUUUGAACUUCCAGGAACUGAAGUCAGAAUUAACUGAGGUUCCUGCUUCCCGAAUCCUGAAGAAGAGUCAAUCCAGCCACCCCAGGAUGGAAGAGGGAGACACUGGAUGUGGCGAGUUGAUUUGGGUAGGAGAACCUGUCACUCUGAGAACAGCAGAAACAAUCAUUGGCAAGUAUGGUGUGUGGAUGAGAGACCCAAAGCCCAUCUACCCUUAUACCCAGGAGACAACAUGGAGAGUCGACACAGUCGGCACAGAUAUCCGCCAAGUGUUUGAAUAUGACCGCAUCAGUCAAUUCACUCAGGGCUACCCUUCCAAGGUGCAUGUGCUGCCCACUUCUCUGGAAAGCACAGGCGCUGUGGUGUAUGGGGGUAGCCUCUAUUUUCAGGGGUCUGGAUCCAGGACUGUGAUCAGGUAUGAGCUGAACACUGAGACGGUGAAGGCCACGAAGGACAUUCCUGGUGCUGGCUACCAUGGACAGUUCCCAUAUUCUUGGGGCGGCUACACAGACAUUGACUUAGCUGUGGAUGAGACAGGACUCUGGGUCAUCUACAGCACUGAGGCUGCCAAAGGGGCCAUUGUCCUUUCCAAACUGAACCCAGAGAAUCUGGAACUUGAGCAAAGCUGGGAGACUAACAUUCGGAAGCAGUCAGUGGCCAACGCCUUCAUCAUCUGUGGCACCUUGUACACCAUCAGCAGCUAUUCAUCAGCUAAUGCUACCGUCAACUUUGCCUACAAUACAGGCACAGGCAACAGCAAGGCCCUGACCAUCCCGUUCAAGAACCACUACAAGUACAGCAGCAUGAUUGAUUACAACCCCUUGGAGAAGAAACUAUUUGCCUGGGACAACUUCAACAUGGUCACCUAUGACAUCAGGCUCUCCAACAUGUACUAG